Molecule: messenger RNA, 744 nt
Organism: Symbiodinium necroappetens
Lineage: Eukaryota; Dinophyceae; Suessiales; Symbiodiniaceae
Source: the annotation of a GenBank genome assembly
AUGUCCGAUCCCCAGACCUGGUUUGCGACAGGCGCAGGUGAUCAGGGUGGUCGUGUAUCACAAGAGGUCGAUCUAGGGGUUUUGUCCGGAUCCUCCUCAUCAUCGUCUUCAUGGGUUCUACGGCUCCAAAAUGCAAUCCUGACUGACCUGAAUGAAGCUGACGAGCUGAGUGGUGCAGCCAGUGAGGGCGCCGGAGGCAAGCAUGUAGACCGUGACGAUGCGGACGAGGAUGAUCUAGAUGAGCGUGAGCAAGAACCGCCAGGUACACAGGCAGUGCACACUUGCGAUCCUUGCCUUUUUCACUUCAGUGAGCGAGGAUGCAGGAGAGGAUCCGCUUGUAGCUAUUGCCACUUGGACCACCUUCAUGCACAUCGUCCUGCCCAGAGGCCUCGGAAGCAGACAAGAGACCGAUACAAACGAAAUAUUGUCCAACUAGUGCAAGGGCAUGAACAUCUCGAGGAAAUCCACGAUGAGCUUCAGGAGGCGGCACGAAAGAACCCCUACAUGCGCAACUUCAUUCAAGGCUUCCUGGAAAACUCAGGGUCAGUGGCAGUCGAGGCAGCCGAGGGGCUCUCAACAUCUGCCCCUGUCCCACGCAUUCCGGGACCUCAGCCGAAAGCCCCUCCGGGCGUGCGCAGCGAAGGUGCCUCGUCGAGUGGGUAUCCUUCGGACCCUGCAGCAAGUGGGGCAGAUGGUGAAGACGAUGCGCGUCAACCGGUGGCUUUGGAACGACGUUCCAUUUGA